AUGGCCAUGGAGCCGCAGGACCAACCGUACCAGCAGAGCCUUGCUCAGUCACAGGCGGGCGGCGGUGGGGUAUCUGUCCGCAGCAGGUCGUCCAGCGUCGUCUCGACCAGGACGGGAGUGACCAUCACCACCCUACAGGAAGACACCAGGAGCAUUCGCAGCAUGGAGCUCGUCGUGGGAGGCCGCAUCUUCAGGAUCAACCGGGACGGCUCCAGGAUAACGGAGCAUCCAGGCCUGCCGCCAUACACUGCUGCGCCCCCCGAGUACUCCAGCCUGGACACGAACCUGGCUACAGGGAGCAACAACGAGCUGCCGGCCCCUAAUAUCCCGGACUACCAAACCAUAGCAUGGCCGCUCAACGAGCGUGACUAUCACCCUUUGAUGAGGCAGCGUGUUCCAUCCGUCAGCCUGACACAGGAUAGGUCUGAAGAGCAUGCCGGUGCUGGCACUGACGCUCCCGGACCACAGGACAACGAUCUACUUACGGCCGAGCUGCCGGGGACGCCAGUUGAGCGCGAGAGAAGAGGGUCAGCAUCGGGAUCGAGUUCAGGACUUGUUUCUCGAGCUCACUCGUUCGUCCCAGGGCCUGAGAAGAUCACCGUGGUAGCGAAACGACGCUCAGUAUCAGAAAGCAAUAUCCAGGCCAACCUCCGUCCUAACGCCCAUCAUACCAAUGCUAACAACACCAACCAUAACAUCCACAGACACAACCACAACUUCUUACGACGCCGGAAUGGAAUCCGUCUCCCCCAGCUGGACACAGGCAUGUCCUUUGAGUCUCUACGCAACGCCUUCUCCAUCAACCCAGCCCCUGCAUCCAGCCCUCGCAUGACCCAUUCUGCUGGCCCCAGCAUAGGAAGAUCCAGCGACAUCUUCCACCCUUCUCCGACCUACAACAGCAAUAUUAACAGCAACACUACUAGUACGGCCGACCACUGGCAGUCCCACUCCACUGUCUCCCGCGGCCGCUCACCUCCCACUACACCCCGAGUAACCCGCAGCCCCAUGCUGGCCGUCCCCCAGGGCCCUCCCACCGUCGAAGAAGGCUAUGCGGACACAGACGAGCCGCCAGCCAUGGACACCGAGAACGAAAUCAGCAUCCACUUCUCCCGCAUGAUCCGCAGCAUUGACCGUGAACACCGGCGUGUGCUUCAUCAGAAGUGUCGUGAGCUAGCCGAAUUGCGCGAGCGCCUGAAUGAAGUCGACCAGGUCUACCGCAAGGAGCUGAGGUCGCGCGACUUCAUCAUCGACGAGCUCCGACAUACGAUCAACUUGCUGGAGUUCCAGACGGAGGCGAAGAUCGAGCGGGCCCGGAACGAGGUCGAGGAUAUCUGGGAGCAGCGCUGGAAGGACCAGGAGAAGCUCUUGCUGGAUAUGCAGCGGAGAGUAAGCCAGGCGGACCUCAGCAGGCUUGUGGGACGCAGGAGAGGAGGGAAGGUGACUUCUACUGCUCAUGGGCCGGCUAUGGCAUUCUACAUACAACAUCUACACCAUCUGCUAGCUAGCGUUUUCAUAUCAACACAUCCAGCGGCGGAGUUGUUGGGACAAGAGCGGAUAUCUACUAGCUGGUCUAUGUAUCUCGGCUUCAAUGUAUUCUUUUCAUUCUUUUCUUCACUUCUUCUUCAUCAUCCUGUCUGUCCAUCUCGCAAGGUGGUAGAAGUUGCAUCACUGUGCAUCCCCAUCCUCGACCUCUGCUCAAUCAGCAUAUCCCCAUGUUCAGACACGAAUAUCUCAAUGCGCCAUGCAAGAAACCCGUCGCUCGAGCCAGAUCCAUGCAUGCACGGAGGAGCUGCUGGCCCCUUUUCUCGCUUCCUAUUGGCCCUCCUCCGUGUCUCAGGCCAGCGAACAGAGAAGAAGGAAAAAGAACAUCCGGGCGGGACGGUGUUUAUAUUUAACAACCUGCUAAAAAGCCCUGCAGAUAAACACCCGGGCAAGAUAUGCAGAUUUCCCCCCGCCGCCAGCACAGCCAGAUACCACCGCCUGCCGCCGACCUCAUCGGAUAAGAAGAAGAAGAAGAAGAAGAAGAAGAAGAAGAAGAAGAGAAGGACCGAGAGAAGAGACGGCGUUGCGUUGUGCGUCGAUACAGCUGGUUGCAUACGUUGCAGCGACCUGCCGGCUGCUCAUGGUUGCAGAGCUGUCACCCCAAGGGACAGUCGCUGUCUGCUCGAACAACCCAUAACCGGCCUGGAUACGCCUGAUUGCAUUCGACUACCUGGUCCAAGAUGGCUUCCGGGGACAAGGAGUACCGGCCGAUGGUCACUUGGAUGUACGACCUGA
Molecule: messenger RNA, 2277 nt
Organism: Trichophyton benhamiae CBS 112371
Lineage: Eukaryota; Fungi; Ascomycota; Eurotiomycetes; Onygenales; Arthrodermataceae
Exons: 3
Coding region: 1-2277 (758 amino acids)
Source: RefSeq, a predicted model, not a curated record